This is a messenger RNA of Penicillium vulpinum, 1488 nucleotides long. RefSeq lists its product as uncharacterized. The record is from RefSeq and is a predicted model, not a curated record. Lineage: Eukaryota; Fungi; Ascomycota; Eurotiomycetes; Eurotiales; Aspergillaceae. The annotation marks the transcript as partial. The transcript is spliced from 2 exons.
AUGUCCGGCAGCACAUCCCGUGUGAACAAUGGCAGGGGCUCUUGGCAGACCACGCCUCCCCUCUCUUCUCAAGAAGAGCAAGAUCUCAUACUCGAAGCCCGUGCUGUACGAGAGGAAAAGCUCGAGCUUCUUGCAAGACUCAUCCACAACAUGUCCGUCGAACUGACCGAUGGAGAUAUCUCCCAUAUGUACUAUCAAGUCGAGGUUAGUUCAUACCUCUUACCAGCCUCGAACUUCAUCGGCAACGAAAACGCCUCCGAAGCCGAAAUCAUGGUCAAUCUCGCCAGGCAAUCUGCAAAUCUAUCUAAGAACCCGCUCCUCGUUGCCAAGUGUGAGUUUUGGAUGGGACGGGUUGAGUUUCUGCGCGGAAAUAUGAGCAAAGCUCACAAACACUUCGUGAAAGCAAAUGCUUGCGCCAUGGAUCCGAACGAGGGCGUCGAAUGCCAGGACCUGAGCUUUUAUCUGGAUAUCACCAGGCAUGGAAUUAGUGAUAAUACUCGGUUUGCAAGACUGCGUGCUCAUGAGGCGGCUAUCGCAGCACAUGCUAAAUUUGAAAAGUCUGCGAACAACUCUGUCUCGACCGAAGAUAAACGCAAGCGACCAUUGAGGACUUGGAAGGGGGCUCUCCUCAAACUGCAGUUACCUUUGGUCAAGCAACGUCCGCUUACUAAAAUCAGAAAGCCCCGAUCUAAGGUGCCGAUUCAAAAAAAGGUGGACAAGGAGCAUAUUCAGCAAGGGGUGGAUAACCAGAUGAGCUCGAAAAAUGAGGUUCUUGGGAAGGUCCUUGCAGAGGAGCUUGGAUACGAGUCUUGGAGUGAUUCUGGAGAGGACACCGAUACCGAUACUGAGGAUGAAUAUGAUGAUGAUGACGACGACCCCAGUGGAGGCCCUGCAGAUGUUGCAGAUGGCAAAACACAUAAGAACGCAGAUGAAAAGGCAAACUCUCCAGGCACCCCUGGCAGCCCCCAAAAACCAGAGCUCCCCACUAACCCGACCACAGCUCCAGUCAAAGUUCCGAGUGGACAAUCUGCGUACGAAAUGCCCAAGCCGGGAUCAGCCCGGGACCGGUUCAGACAAGAAUGUUUCCAGAUGGGCCUCACAUCAGUAGUCAACGCAGAACCCUACGAGCGUCCGAAAGAAGCAUUCGUAUUUGGAGCCCCCUAUGAAUUGACAAAGCAGACUCAAUUCCGACUCGGUUUUUUCAAGGUCGGCCUAGCAAAACGCAGCCGCCCAAUGACCAUUUUCCCGAAACAGAAUGGCGAAAUCACUAUUUCCCCUGAGGAAUGGGCAUCGAUUGAAGAGCAGGCUCGUAAUAAGAUCGUCACUUAUGAAUACCUGCGAAGAGAAAGAGAUGAGUUGGUCAAGGUUGCUAGGGAGAUUGGCCUAACAGUUUCCUGGUCUAGCGGUUAUGAUUUUCCGUUAACAAAUGCGAUUAGCAGAUGUUCCGGAAAGGUUCUGGGUUCGAUUCCCAGGGAAACUAUUUUUUUU